AUGAUGAUGAUGAAGUUGAUUUAUUACAGUUCGAAAAAAUACCCGGAACAGUCGUUGUCAACUGUUUUAAAGGAAGCGGUUGAUAAAUCGAAUGCAGACGAUCGGCUUUUUGUUUUCUUGGUUGUGAUUUGUGUCCGACAUUCUGUAGCUCAUGGAAUUGAAGUCGUUAAUACUCCCAAUAUCUGUAAUGAAGUCACAACGUCUGUUCCACCCAAUGCCUCUUUGAAUAAUAUACCAACAACGCUUGUAACCACUCCAACUGCAAAUGACAAUCUACCCAUCAGAUUGACGCGGACUACUACUACUACUACUACUACUACUUCUACUCCAUCAGUGAACUCGAAAAUAUCAGGUAGACUACAAUCUGGAUCAGCUUCUAUACGGAUUAAUGAUUCCACUCUUAAUAGACAGUCAACAUAUGAAAGUAUUCAGUGUAGCAGUUACAAUAGAUACAGUGGUUGUGAGAGACGACCAGGUAUUACUAAUGAAUAUAAUGUGAGGGGUGGUGAUAACACAAGAGGAAGACAAAGUGGAUUAGAGGCCACAACUAUGUCCAUCUCUGAUAUUGAUGAUGAUGAUGAUGAAAUGAAUUCAAACAACUCAUUAAGACUUAUACUCCCAAAGAACAAUGUAUGUCUAUCUACUGUUAGUUCGAGAACGUCUACCUCUGGAUCGGAUUCGCUGGUCUCUAGCUUGCCUUCGCCUUUACGUAGGCAAAUGGAACGAAUAAAUCAGCGCCCUUCAUUGGCUGUAAACACUGAAUCAACAGAAAUGGAUGAUUUCAGUGAAAAUGAUAUCGUGCAUUAUGGAGAUGUUGAAUCCGGUAAUCAAGAAUUCAACCCUCUCAAAAGCUACCGCGAACUAUAUGCCAAUGCGAUUGUCCCUCGUAAGCAUUUAAGAGCUACACAUCGAUGGGUUUUGCUACCGUCCCACAGUACUCCCCGAUUACCGAUUGAUUCUGUAACGUUUCCACCUGGACCGCGUCACUCUGGCUUCGACGUGAAUAAGGAAGGAAAACUGCGUCCAACUGUCAAGUUUUUGCUUCGCAUAGGUAUGGGCUAUGUAACUGUCAUUGCUUAUUGGUUUUGA
Molecule: messenger RNA, 1089 nt
Organism: Trichobilharzia szidati
Lineage: Eukaryota; Metazoa; Platyhelminthes; Trematoda; Strigeidida; Schistosomatidae
Source: the annotation of a GenBank genome assembly